CAAACACCAUGAUCAAACUCAUCACAUUCCUUCUCUUUAGUUUAACUUUCGUCUUGUUUAUUUCAUCAUCUUUCCAAACAGGACCAAUUUGGCCAUACGAAUGGUCAACCCUUGCCUAUCAAAAUUCAGGUGGUUUUGUCGACACCAAUCCUUCCAAACUUGCCACCUAUCGUAUCUUCAAUUCCUAUCAAUUAAAAGCCGAAAGAAUUGAAAUCCAAUUCUUCAACGAACCAUUACUCAUCCAAAUCCAUGCAGGUUUCACUCAAUAUUCAUUCUAUCCACAUAAUAAUACGUGCAAUGUUGUUGAAUUGGGUUUCAAUCCACUUCCAUAUAAUUGGUUACAAAAUGCAACAUUUGCUGGAAAUCAAGUUGUAAAUGGAGUUAAUUGUAGAGUGUGGAAGAGAUUGACUUCUACUUAUUGGGAAGAUGAAACUGAUGGAACUCCUGUUAAGGUUAAUGAGAGUGACUUUUUUGUGUGGAAUUUCAUUUCUGGAACUUUCAAGGCAGGAAAUCAAAAUAAGAAUUUGUUUGAUAUUCCAGUUUAUUGUAAAAAGAAUAGAAAGUAAAUUAGUUUUAUUGGAAU
Molecule: messenger RNA, 583 nt
Organism: Naegleria gruberi
Lineage: Eukaryota; Heterolobosea; Eutetramitea; Acrasida; Naegleriidae
Exons: 1
Coding region: 9-566 (185 amino acids)
Source: RefSeq, a predicted model, not a curated record